CUGGGUAGUGAUGACCUCACAGGCCUUUUCACAGUUACCAUGACAGGGUAACUACACAAACGUGGUGCUUUCAGGAAAGCUUCCCUACCAGUUCUCUACCAGAUACCAGUCUGUUUGGAUGCCUGAGAGAGAAUGUCUGACCGGAUCUUCUAUAUUCAUUCUAAUUUGUCCUCUGUCCCCUGGGAGGGCAGCACAGCAGCAGGGGCUCCCUCUUCUCCUACACCUGGUCACUACCAUGUCCUCUACCGAGGGUGUGGAGAAACCCAGGUGGGCUGGCAUGGGGAGACGUACUGCCUGGUUGGUGGCUACCGGACCUAUGGGGAUGCUCCUGUGGCCACCCCAGCAAAGACGGAAGCAGAGAAACCAAUUCCCAGCCAGGCUCCCAAAAGACGUCGAGCUACGGCAGAGUCAAAUAAAGACGUAGGUUGCUCCAGCCCCAAAAUUCGGCGAUUGAAGCAUGGUGGCAGGAGGAUGACCCCAAAGAAGCUUGCUGACUGAGCCACUUUACAGGAAUGGCAAACAUUUAACUGCCUAAGACAGCUAAUGCCUCUUCCUGAAGUGACCCCCCCACUGCCCACCACUGGAGAUCAGAACCUGAGCCAUUCUGUCUGAGCCUUCUUCAGCCAGGAGCCUCCUUCCAUACUAACUGGCCAUGGGCAAGGAGCCAUAGAAGCUGAGGUUUGAAAUGAAAGCCUGCUCUGAACAUCCCAGAGCCAAAACUGGCCUGGAAGAAAACCUGAUGUUUCUCCACUCAAUCCUGUAGAGUCCCUUCUCGGGAAGAAGAAAGCAAAGUUUGCACUCUUUGAACCAAGGAGGAUGCAGGAGCAGAGGGAGGGUUCAGAGUGGCCUUAGCAGGGACUCAGUCCAUCAGAUGGACUCUUGCCCUGAGUCAUUGCCAGCAGUCACCAAUUAAACCAAGAGGAGCUGGACUUUUUUAAACUGAAAAAGGCAAUCUGGGUCUACCCAGGGAGCCUCUUGUCUGGAGUGGCAGGAGGCAGAAUAAGGAAACCCAGGAAGACCCACUCCCCAGAGCAGGAAGAAAAUGGAGAGGUGGGUGGCACCACCACUGAGGCUCACGCGCUCCUUCAUUCCCAGUCCUUCUUAGCCCCAGUAGGAUUUCUUACUGUUCAAUAAAAUGGUUUUCUCUAACA
Molecule: messenger RNA, 1151 nt
Organism: Felis catus (domestic cat)
Lineage: Eukaryota; Metazoa; Chordata; Mammalia; Carnivora; Felidae
Gene: DPEP2NB
Product: DPEP2 neighbor
Exons: 2
Coding region: 133-498 (121 amino acids)
Source: RefSeq, a predicted model, not a curated record